AUGGUGGUCACGCCCCAGGCAACCUCGCCGCCUCCCGGCGUACGCCGGAGCGACAAGGACCCCGAAGGGUGCCUUGCGUGGCUCGACGAGCGGCGAUUGGUGUUCGGCACGCAGGUCCACGUCACCGUGGCGCAGCUCCAGGAGUUCACGCACGGGCUAGCGGACUCCGGUGGCCUUGGCGAGCAACGCCUCAUCUCCUCGACGCGGUGCUCGAGGCGGCCGAUGUGUGUGUCGGCCUCGUCGCGGAGCCUGCGCACGCCGCCGAUGACGUGCGCGGGGGCGUGGCGCUACAGCCAACGCGCGAUGCCGCAGUCGGGUGCCUCCAUCCAGCACGACAGCUACGCGGCGGGCCAGGUCGAGCGCCUCCUUGACCUACCCCGCGAGCUCGCCGAGCUCCCCCGUGGAGCGCUGGGUGUGCGGGCCGAGGCCCUGGAAGAGAGGAAGCAGCGGCUCGACGCUCCAGCACAGGCGCUCGACAGUGGACCGGCAAAACAGAGGGGCCUACACCACGUGCAACAGCUCCCACAGGGCCUCGCUGCCCAACUGGUUGAGCAGCAGCCAGUCCAUGGUCGCCGCCGCAGCUAG
Molecule: messenger RNA, 585 nt
Organism: Miscanthus lutarioriparius
Lineage: Eukaryota; Viridiplantae; Streptophyta; Magnoliopsida; Poales; Poaceae
Source: the annotation of a GenBank genome assembly